AUGCCAUCCUGUGUCUGCACCUGCUGCAGCGAGAUGAAGUCCGCGGUACAGGCACACGGCUACCGGUUUGGUGACAUCCCCAACGUGCACCAGUUGCGUGCAGAUGUUUGGAGGACGCUGGCAGUGGCGCGUCCAGCUCAAGUCGUCGCAUGGCUACCAGUGACAGCCGCCAGAGCACCACCACCGCCCGAGCCAGCUUUGCCGUGGGGCUUCCGAAAGAUGUGGCUCAAUGGGCAUUCUACGGAGAAGACGGGGCUCACCAAGCGUCCUGAUGGUGUUGACGACAAGCAGGAGUCUAUUCUUUCCGAUGAAGAAGCAGGAGUGGAUGCGACACGGCCACAAGACGUGGACGGCCAGCAUGAGGAAUGGAUGCUCCCUUCGUGGCCGCCACGACCUGGCAUGGAGCCACGGCCGGAUCCCACUGCUCCGGGUGUGUGGCUAGUGCCGUACUGCAUGCGUGUGGAGCACUCUGGGGAGAAUUGUACGGUGCACACCAACGGGGCUGGCGACGACAUCAUCAUGAUGUGCAACGACUGCAUUCAUGCCUUGGAAUGCGGACGCAUCCUGGAGGCUGCUCUCGCACGCUAUGAUGGUGGAGAUGUGCCAGAAAUCAAUCAGGACGGGCAGCGUCUGGAGUGGCCUACCGUGCUGGAAGCCAACAUACUGGGGCUGGGCCAUGUGCAGCAGCAGAUCUACAGGCUCAAGGUCAAGAACCGGCCGUCUGACUUGCAGCCCAUCACCGUCACAAUGCACGGGAUAGCCGUGGCGAACCCAUCACUCGAUCAUGCGGCUGCAGUCGUGGCCGCUGGGCAAUUUUUGGAAUUUGGCGAGGAUGGUGCUCCGUUGCGGGAGGAGCGUGUCAUGGACAAGUGGCGGCGGGUGCAAAACAACCCCUACACCAGCCAAGCACUCCUCAACGCGGUUAAGCUCGCCUUCAUGGACAUCCUUUUUGGUUUCAAACCUGGCGACAAGCGGCAGAGCAACCCCGACUGCUUCUGUGGCACCGUCGAGAUGAAGUCCGCGGUACAGGCACACGGCUACCGGUUUGGUGACAUCCCCAACGUGCACCAGUUGCGUGCAGAUGUUUGGAGGACGCUGGCAGUGGCGCGUCCAGCUCAAGUCGUCGCAUGGCUACCAGUGACAGCCGCCAGAGCACCACCACCGCCCGAGCCAGCUUUGCCGUGGGGCUUCCGAAAGAUGUGGCUCAAUGGGCAUUCUACGGAGAAGACGGGGCUCACCAAGCGUCCUGAUGGUGUUGACGACAAGCAGGAGUCUAUUCUUUCCGAUGAAGAAGCAGGAGUGGAUGCGACACGGCCACAAGACGUGGACGGCCAGCAUGAGGAAUGGAUGCUCCCUUCGUGGCCGCCACGACCUGGCAUGGAGCCACGGCCGGAUCCCACUGCUCCGGGUGUGUGGCUAGUGCCGUACUGCAUGCGUGUGGAGCACUCUGGGGAGAAUUGUACGGUGCACACCAACGGGGCUGGCGACGACAUCAUCAUGAUGUGCAACGACUGCAUUCAUGCCUUGGAAUCCAUCCACGCGCCUCAGCCAGAUGGAUCCAUGCCGGCACCCGCGUAUGACUUUGCCAUUGUCGCCCGUGGCAAGCCGUGUGGGACCGGGGGUGAAGCCACUGAUACCUUUACACCCAAAGUGUGCUUGGAACGCUGCACCCAGCACCUUGUGGCGGGUGUCGUGGGGUCCUGCACCCACAAACACACCGACACCUGCAAACGCUUCGGCUGUGCAGGCGUGGAUGGAGACUGCGGCAUGGCCUACCCACGCCACAUCCGGUGUGAGUUCAAGUGGGUGGGCGACAGCGGCCUGUUCGUUCUGCCCCGAUAUGGCCCCAACAUUGUGCCCCAUUGCCCCGCUGUCACAAUGGUGCUGGGCUGCAACAACAUCUUCACGCUGGCCUGCGAGCUCGACCGUCAGUACAUCGCAACAGUGGAGGAACAGCUUGUACUGCCGGUCCCCAUGUGUGACCCCGAGGUCCUGGAGGACAUCCUUGUGCAAGCAGAGGUUGUGGCCCACCGAACCACGCACUAUGCCACCAAGUAUGUCGCCAAGGCCACGUCGCAGAGCCAAGUCACAUGGCUGAACCGCACGAUCAUGAUCAGCCGCCACUUCCUUGACACUGCAGCUGCUGGUGGUGGAGACCCCGCAGCCGCCCACGAGGACCGAUGCAAGGGCAUCGGAAACCUUAUCUCCGCGGCGAACCGUACGACAGCCAGCCUGACCAUCGGAAUGGCCAUGGCGUCCUUCAAGUUGGCAGGACACGAUCCCGUCAAUGCGGCUUUCACGGCAGAUCUGCAUGUAAAGCUGCAGGGCACGGAUCUGACCAUUGCGAGCCUUGAGAACGUCCGCAAGAUCGUUACCACGCGCUGA
Molecule: messenger RNA, 2385 nt
Organism: Volvox carteri f. nagariensis
Lineage: Eukaryota; Viridiplantae; Chlorophyta; Chlorophyceae; Chlamydomonadales; Volvocaceae
Exons: 8
Coding region: 1-2385 (794 amino acids)
Source: RefSeq, a predicted model, not a curated record